Molecule: messenger RNA, 1207 nt
Organism: Ipomoea triloba (trilobed morning glory)
Lineage: Eukaryota; Viridiplantae; Streptophyta; Magnoliopsida; Solanales; Convolvulaceae
Product: 26S proteasome regulatory subunit RPN13
Exons: 14
Coding region: 197-1147 (316 amino acids)
Biological process (GO): ubiquitin-dependent protein catabolic process
Cellular component (GO): nucleus; cytoplasm; proteasome regulatory particle, lid subcomplex
Molecular function (GO): ubiquitin binding; endopeptidase activator activity; proteasome binding
Source: RefSeq, a predicted model, not a curated record
CUGGAGAUAGAUAUUGUUGUCAUCUAUUAAUACUGCUAUUGAAUUAGGGUUUUACAGCUUUGUUAUUCCGGAUUAACUUUCUUCAUCCUUUCUACACGUCAACCCAACUAUAAUAGUUUAACCUAGCAACUUCCGCUUGAUCGGAGAGGGGAGAUUAAACUUGUGGGCAGAUAUUUUGCUUAUAGAUUUAUCAUCGAUGGAUGCUCUUCCUCAACUUCAGGAAGUUUUGCUUGAAUUCAGAGCAGGCAAAAUGCUAAUGGAGGGAAAACGAGUUGUCCCUGACUCGCGAAAAGGGCUUGUUCGUAUAGGCAGGGGUGAGGAAGGACUUGUUCAUUUUCAAUGGUUGGAUCGUUCUCUUAAUGUUGUUGAAGAUGAUCAGAUUAUUGUUCCAGAGGAGGCUGUUUUUGAAAAGGUUAAUCAGUCAGCUGGGAGGGUUUAUAUUUUGAAAUUUCAUACAGAUGAUAGGAAGUUUUUCUUCUGGAUGCAGGAGCCAAAAGAUGACAAUGAUGCACAAUUAUGCAGCUCAGUCAACUUCUACCUGAAUCAACCACUUGAGUUUGCUGGUGAAGAGGAGCCUGAAGCUUCUGCUCCUUUACAAAAUUCUGAUGAUAUGGUUGAAGAAGACAUUUCAUCAAGGGCAGGAAAUUUGGUUGGCCCAAGCAUGGGUACUGAAGCAACUAGUGAUGUGACAUCUUCAGGACCUGUAAAGUUGGCUGAUCUACAAAGGAUAUUAAGUAACAUUGGAUCAUCAGGUGAAGCUGCAGAUCCAGAUGCUGGCUUGGGAUUAGCAGAUAUUUUAAGGCCUGAAUUUGUAUUACCAUUGAUUGAGGAAAUACCACUGCAACAACAACUAGCUACAUAUUUACCUGAGGGCCAAUGGAAUCCGGAGGAAUUGAUUGAAUUAUUGCAGAGCCCACCAUUUCGCCAACAAGUAGAUUCAUUUACUUAUGUGCUUCGGACCGGACAGGUUGAUCUGGCUCAAUUCGGAAUUGAUCCUAGUAAAUAUAAGUUCACGGUUCCAUCUUUUCUGGAGGCGCUCGAAGAUUCUGUUUCUGGAACAUUACAAUCCAGUGAAUCAAGGCAGGAUGAGGAAUUGAGAUCUCACACACAGAGCAGUAGCGAUCCAAUGGAUGAAGAUCGUCAGUAACUAUAAAUUCAAUUGGAUUCAUACUACCCCCCCCCCCCCCCCCCCCCCCCCCCCCCCCCC